AUGAUGGCGCGAUUCCUCCAAAUGACUCCAUGCUACCCAAAGCUGACAUUCUGCACAGACAGAGCCAACCCCAUUGAGAACUCAGUAGCAGUCCUCGACGAAGACUACAAUCACAACCUCACCCUGUGCCGUGGAUCCCAAUUCGAAGACAACACGGGCAACAUAUUGUCAUUGGCUGCUGGGGAUGUAUUGGACAUCCACAUUGGCAUCAUUGCCGGACAUAAGCCCGGGUUUGCGAUUCUGUGGAACAUAUCCGUUGUGGAAGCUGUCGAGAACACCAUGGUCGGUGAGCCCCUUAAAGUCUGGGAAGACUUCCUGAGCUCGGACCCGACUGUGCCAAAUAAUGAGCGCGACUCCAGCGUCACCAUCCCUGAUAGGUUGCCAGCAGAGUGUAGCUAA
This is a messenger RNA of Emericellopsis cladophorae, 399 nucleotides long. RefSeq lists its product as uncharacterized. The coding region runs from base 1 to 399 and encodes 132 amino acids. NCBI's taxonomy places the organism in Eukaryota, Fungi, Ascomycota, Sordariomycetes, Hypocreales, Bionectriaceae. The transcript is spliced from 3 exons. The record is from RefSeq and is a predicted model, not a curated record.